AUGGUGAUUGCUUUAAUAAUAAAAGGAAUAUUAGCACCAUUGAUUAUAUUGUUAUUGUAUUCAAAUUCAAAAGCGUUACAAAAUUAGGAAUAAUAAGUCAGAAACUUUUGGGAGAAUAUCUUUGGGGAAGUAUACUAAAUAAGAAAACAGACAUUUGUCAAAAAUUCAGCAUUUAAGCCUGAAUAUAAUGUAAAUGAUGAUUUAUAAAUAAUUAGUAAUCUCGUUAUAAUGUUGCUGAAUCUCCUGUGUAUUGUAAAAAGAGUGACUCAUACAAAAUGGUUCAUCCAGAUAUAGUAUUACAAGAUUAUUAUGUAUGGAGAGACUAUCCACCAACAAAUUUACCAAAAAAGAUAACUUUAGAUAAAACAUAUGCAGUAUUGGAUAAAGUAAGUCCAUCAAAGACUGCUUCUUAUAAAUAUGAGAAUUAAUUACCACUUUAACUUGGAUUUAUUUAUACAACUGUGUCAUCUUUAUAUAACAACUAUGUUUGGGGUAAGGGAUUAGGUUGUGUAUUAUAAAAAUAUAGUCAUAUUCCAGGAAAAAGUUCUGUAGCAAUGAAAAACUAAUUGAUUGACAAUUUUAUGAAAUAUAUAAGAGAUUUUGAAAAGAAAAAUAUUACUAAUCCAGAAUGUAAAAGGAAUGCUUCAUUUAUUCCUGAGACAUAUCGAUUAAAUGAUGAGGAUGAUUGCAAAGCAUUCUUUGAAACAUUUAAAACAGAUGAUUAUUAAAAGAAAUUCAAAAAAUAUGGGCCAUAAUAUAUAUUAAAAACUAAUCAACAUAGAGGAGAAGGAAUUACUGUUUUAUUUGAGAAAGAAACUAAGGAUAUAUUAGAAGAAUAUAAUUAUGGAUAAGAAUGUGGAAAUAUUUCAAAAUAAGUAAUUGCUUAAAGAUAUAUUUCUAAUCCAUUCUUAUAUAAAGGACAUAAAAUUGAAUUUAGAAUCUAUUAUACAAUUAUAUCAACUAAACCAGUCAUUGCAUAUUCAUAUUCAAGGUAAUUACUAUUUUAACAUAAGAGCUUUGAUUAAAAGAUGUGCAAAACCAUUUAGUGUCCAUUCUACAGAAAAAGGAGCUCAUGUUUGUAAUACAGCAAUUGUGAAAAAUUUAGUGAAAACUGACAAAGAUGAUCAAGAAAUUGAAGAUGAAGAAUUCUUUAUUGAUUGGUAUUUAGAAGGUUUGGAAGAUUUAUUAAUCAAAUAAGGAAGAGCUAAAAAAGGAUGGCUACAAUCAUAUCUAUAUCCUAAGAUUCAUAGGUCUUUAAUUCAUAUGACCAAAGCUACUUAUCAUUCAUUUGCUAGAGAUAGCACGUACUAAGUAUUUCUUAAACUAGAUUUGGUGAAUUUUUUGCUGUUGAUUUUCUACUUGAUGAUAAUCUAGAUGUUUGGGUCUUAGAAGUCAAUUAUAAUCCAUAAAUUUUAAGUGUGACUCCUGAUAGAAUCAAGAGAAAUUAUAAAAUGUUAGAAGAUCAUUUUGAAUUACAAUAUGCUUAUAUCAAGAGUAAAUUAUAUAGAUUGUCCUAAUUUGGUAAAACACUUAUGAAGAAUAAUACCAAAUCCAUUCUUAAUCAAUCUAAAUAAGUUGAAGAAUUGUUAAGAGAUAAAUUAGAAUCCUAAUUCGAACUCAGUAAAGAAAAUCUAUAUGUCAAAAUCAUGGAUGAAGGAUAACCAGGUACUUAAGCAUAUACCAAUCUUAUAUCUAAAGAGUGUCUUAAAUGA
Paramecium pentaurelia is the source of this 1712-nucleotide messenger RNA. The record is from the annotation of a GenBank genome assembly. Lineage: Eukaryota; Ciliophora; Oligohymenophorea; Peniculida; Parameciidae.